This is a messenger RNA of Durio zibethinus, 2502 nucleotides long. RefSeq lists its product as uncharacterized. Gene Ontology annotation, molecular function: 5S rRNA binding; structural constituent of ribosome. The record is from RefSeq and is a predicted model, not a curated record. Gene Ontology annotation, biological process: translation. Lineage: Eukaryota; Viridiplantae; Streptophyta; Magnoliopsida; Malvales; Malvaceae. Gene Ontology annotation, cellular component: ribosome; cytosolic large ribosomal subunit.
AUUCCCAACAAAUUACCCCUCAUUCAUGGGCCAAAAUACCUAAUUGAUGAAUAAAUAUCUUACUUGCUCCUUUCAAACCUGCAUUGGGAUUGGGAUGAAUUAGAUCUUUUGAUUUGUAGGUUUGGGCACAUAUUAUGCCCACAUUCUUAUAACUCAUUGUCCAACAACUUAAGCCUUAAACAUGGCCCAAAUCCUUAAACCCCCUAGUCCCUAGCCAUCCAAAAACCCUCGUUCCGAAACUCCGGUGAAAGAUCAAUUGUCAGCAACCCGCAAGGCACAAUCCAGUAAAUUCCAUUACCAUUUCCGACCAAAUGUUCAGGUUGUGGCGCGGACUGAAAACGGUGGUCCAAAGCUCUACCGCCUCGCCAGCAAACUGCUAUCAUUACCACACCAUCCAAGCCAUCCGUCGAGAAUGCACCGGAGGCCGUAUCUCGAGCCGUGAUAGGGCCCAAGGUAGAAUCCCCGCAGUGGUUUUCUCUCAAGGCUUGCUCGAGAAAAACCCAACCAACCGUUCCCCAUCCAGGAAAGAACUUUUGACUACCGAAAGAAAGCAGAUUCAAACCAUUAUCAAGUCCGUUCAACUCCCUUUCUUUUGUUCCACCACGUUCCAGCUUCAGAUCCGGGCCGGUUCUGGGUCUUCGGUCUUUCUUGAAUCCGGGAGAGUUUUACCCAUCAAGAUUCAUAGGGAUGACGAGAGUGGGAAUAUAUUGAAUUUGGUGUUUGUUUGGGCGGAUGAAGGUACUGAGUUGAAGGUUGAUGUGCCUGUUGUUCUCAAAGGAAUAGCGGAUUGCCCUGGUCUUAAGAAAGAGCAUACUUUGUCAUUGGCAAACGUUAUUUGGGGAUACUUUAAUGCCAUAACAGGUGGCUACUUCAACAGGAUAUGAACUAGUCCAUGAACGAGGUGGACGUGAGCAAAGUAGAUAUAGAUGAUAGAGUGUCCAUGAAUGAUAUUGAGUUUCAUCCUUCCUUGAAGCUUCUAAGCAAGAAUGAAAGCAUGCCUCUAUGUAAGAUUGUGUCAACAUAUGUUAAAACUCCAGAGCCCAUGAAAGUAUAGCUAAAGACGCAUAAGUCAAAAUCAGUGAUGCAUAACUCACGAGAUAAGAGGGUUUCAAGAACAAUUCUGAUAUUUCUUGAUUUGGUGCUUUGAGAUUUCACAAGAGAGGAGGCAUUUAAGAUUUAUGAGUGUAUUCAAACAGUGCUGGUAUUUUGUAGUCGUGAAUGGAAUCACUGGCAUGAUGUAUCGUUGCCUUUAGCUGUUUCAAAGUGACAUUAAGAGGAGGUGGUUCCUAUGAAAUGGUUAGUCUACUGAUUGUAGAAUAUGCAGAAUUCAAGUAGUUUUCUGCCACUGGUUACAUAAAUUAUAGAUUCAGACAACGAAAAUUUUGUUCACUACAUGAUGAUAACUUCGCUUCUAGGAAUUGAUUCUCAAAACCAACCAAAUAGGUGUUUAAUUUUAUUUAUGAUUGAUGAGAAUAAGAUUUUGUACAGCUUCGAUUUUCAUUCUAGAGUUUCCUCUAGUUAAAGAAUAUCCACUGGAUAUAAUUUCUUCUCACAACCCAUUCCCUCUUUUUUCUUGUGCCUGCGAGUAACCUGAAACGAUGAAAAUUUUAUUCUCGACAUAUUUGUUUAUGAUUAGUUGAAUUUGAUGAUAACUUAUCUCUAGCGAUGGAGGCUCAAAACGACCACUUUCAUUCAAGAUUUUCCAUAGCUUAGCUUCUAGUCCUUUCUUGCAUUAGCAUUCUAAAGACAUUUUCUCUGCCAACGAUGUCGGCAGUCCAUAGGUGUUUAGACCAAGAUUUUAUAUUGCUUCCAUCUUCGUUCUUAAAGACUUUCCUCUGCCAAAAAUGUGUCGGCAGCUCAACAUGUCUGGCUAGCUAGUUAUAGAAUAGCCACUGGAUAUAAUAAAUUCAAACAACCAAUUCUUUCCUUCUUUCUAUCUUGCAUGCCGGUAAACUCAACCCUUUCAAUUUUCGACUGGGGAGGUGGCGACCCGCUGAAGUUAGACCUGGUAUUAGAUCAAAAUUUUAGAGUCAAGUAUGACUAUUUCUUGCAACAUAGCAGUAGCAAUGUUUUUGGAAGAUGACACCCCCAACGGCCGGCCUCGUACCCAGAUUAAAAAUGGUCGUCGCUUUUUAGUAGACAAAAGGAGUUUUAAUGAUGUGAUUCAAAACCAGAAUCCUAAGCCUGAGUCAAUAAAAUAAAAAAAAAUAAUGGAAACGGUUUUCAAGUCUCCCAUUUUGGCUGAAACUGUUUCCCAGUUGUCCUUUCUUUUUUUAUUUUUUUUCACCUCGCAAUACGAGGGCUGCGUAAUGCAUAUGCAUCAUAGAGUCAAACUUGUAAGGAAGCUUUACAAAGGGUGAAGCGUUCCAAAGCCCCAAAGAGAAGCCCUGAGGCCCGUUCUUUUUCUUUUCUUUUCAUGUAAUUCCGUUGAAUAUUGGACCGUUAACCUGCGUAACGGCGCUCUGCCAAAUAGGAGUGUAAAUGAUACAUUAAUAUUCACAA